Messenger RNA from Parnassius apollo (apollo), 222 nucleotides. The record is from the annotation of a GenBank genome assembly. NCBI's taxonomy places the organism in Eukaryota, Metazoa, Arthropoda, Insecta, Lepidoptera, Papilionidae.
AUGGAGGUGGUGUACAAAAUGGAUAAGAAGCUGAAUGAGCUGGCCGAUUUGGUUGAUUUUGUGUCAGAAAAAUAUGAUAACCUAGUGGAGUACCAGAAGUCGACCGAAACAAAAAUAAAAGCCCUAGUAAACAUGAAUGCUCACUUGAUGAAGUGCAACAAAGCACUGGAAGAACCUGUGAAUGAGCUGGAGAGAAACACAAGGAAAAAUAGGUGGAAUUAG